Parastagonospora nodorum SN15 is the source of this 3177-nucleotide messenger RNA. RefSeq lists its product as hypothetical. Lineage: Eukaryota; Fungi; Ascomycota; Dothideomycetes; Pleosporales; Phaeosphaeriaceae. The record is from RefSeq and is a predicted model, not a curated record. The coding region runs from base 1 to 3177 and encodes 1058 amino acids. The transcript has 3 exons. Gene Ontology annotation, molecular function: ATP-dependent chromatin remodeler activity; metal ion binding; ATP binding.
AUGCGUGUGACACGUCGCUCUUUGCUGAGUGCCCCUGAUGACGCUGCUGUCUCGUAUCCAUCAGCAACAACUCCAAGUACGUUCUCAGUUGCCAAUCUGCUCAAUCAAUCACCUCCCAACGCAAACGCGGCUCAUGCGCUGAUUUUCACUGCAGCCUCAAGUAAGGCACCCGCAACCACCAGCCGCCCCUCUCAAAAGCGCACCUUUGUACCCAACUCGUCCGACCACGACGAAGACACAAUUGAAGUGCAGCCAGUUGAGCCUCCUACGACGGUUAGGCGUGUCCUGAAAGAGGUCGCUAUACCUUCGAUGAGUUCGCGCAAGGCUCCAGCCGCUCGCGGUAGACCGAGGACGAAGCCGCAGCCGGCGGAGCAAGACAGCUCCCACGGCUCUCCGUCGCUUGAGAACUCCGAUUAUGAAACGCCAGGGACGAGCAUCUCAACCACUCCCGCCGCCUCGAUACGCCGCGGGAAAGCAUCGGUCUCAGCCCGAAGGAGUGGCCUCAGCAAAGCUGUGACGGCAUCGCUAAGCAGGUCUUCCUCCAUCAAGAGGACGCGAAGCAGCGUCCCGGAGUCCGACGACGACCGCGAAAUGAUUGAUGCAGAUGCGGAACUUGCACUGCAGAUGCACAUGGAAGAUAUGGAGGACGACGAAGCUGCACGCCCAAACAAGCGUCUUAAGCUUGAUACUGAAGAGGAUGACAUCGAAUCGGAUGGCGAGAAUAUGACCUUCACUCCCAAAGUCAAGGCCAGGUCGUAUCGCGGCAAAGGCAAAGGCAAGGCGAAAGUGGACGACUCAGAUUCAAUCGAUAAUGAUGCCGACUCGUUGCUUGACGAGCUGACAACGUCACCUGCGUAUGAGGGCAAAGGCAAGGCCAAGGCCAAAGUCAAAGUCGAGAGCAACAGCCGUAACCGGAACCGCUCCAACCGCUCUAGUGCUAAGAAAACAAGCUUUCUUCCGGAUGACUUCCUUGAUGACGAUGUCUCUGAAGGCGAAGAGUUCCGCCCGGGAGAUGCGGAGUCUGCUCUGAGUGACCUAUCUGAGCCUCCGAACAGCGACAGCGAUGAGGAACCACUCAUGGUGGCAAGCUCACGGAUGAAGAAGCUUGCGAAUAAAGCAUCGAAGCUACCACGAGGAAAGAAGAAGAAGUCGCGUGCGGAUGAAGUCGAAAAUAAGAAGCGUCGCGCGAGAUGGGCGCACAUAUCGGACAAGUGGGAGCGAAAGCGUGCUAUGAAUCGUGAGCGCGCUGAGCAGCAACAUCCGAAGCUGCUCUCUAUGUGGAAGGAUCUUGAGAAGGUCCCCAUCCUCGAAACUGAAAAGGCAGAACAGCCCACGUCCAUCAGCCGCCGGUUGAAGCCAUUUCAGCUUGAGGGGUUGAGCUGGAUGGUUCGACAAGAAAAGACGCACUAUCGGGGUGGCCUCCUCGGUGAUGAGAUGGGAAUGGGCAAGACUAUCCAGGCCGUCUCCCUUAUUAUGUCUGACUAUCCGGCAAAGGAGCCGACACUUGUGUGCGUCCCGCCAGUUGCGCUGAUGCAGUGGUCGAAUGAGAUCCGCGAGUACACAGACAACAAGCUCAAGGUUCUGGUCUACCAUGGCACAAAUGCGAAGUGCAAGAAGAUGUCCGUCAAAGAGCUUAGGAGCUAUGAUGUUAUCAUGGUAUCCUACAAUAGCUUGGAGUCUCUUCAUCGCAAAGAGACCAAGGGCUGGUCGCGUGGUGAGGACAUCGUCAAGGAGGCUUCGCCGUUGCACGCAAUCAAGUUCCAUCGGCUUAUUCUUGACGAAGCACACAGCAUCAAGUCGCGCAACACGGGUGUAGCCAAGGCUUGCUUCGCGCUACAAGGUGAAUACAAGUGGUGUCUCUCCGGCACGCCGGUCCAGAAUCGUAUUGGAGAGUUCUUCUCCUUGCUCCGCUUCCUUGAGGUCCGUCCGUUUGCAGAUUACUUCUGUCGUUCGUGCGAUUGCGAAAAGCUGCAUUGGGCUACCGACGAUGAUCACAUGUGUGUCGCCUGCAACCACGGUGCAUCGGAGCACAUUUCUGUCUUCAACCAGGAGCUGCUGAACCCAAUCACUGGCGAUGAUCCAGAGCUUCGCGAAGACGCUCUGACUAAGUUGCACAUGAUCACGGCUCGCAUCAUGCUGCGUCGUAUGAAGCGCGACCAUACAAACUCAAUGGAACUACCUAUGAAGGAUAUCAUCAUCCACAACGAGUUCUUCAGCGACAUUGAGCGAGACUUCUCAUCUUCGAUCAUGACCAAUUCGGCCCGCAACUUUGACACAUACGUCGCACAGGGUGUUAUGCUUAACAACUACGCCAACAUCUUUGGUCUGAUCAUGCAGAUGCGCCAGGUUGCUAACCACCCAGACCUGCUUCUGAAGAAGAAGGCUGCGGAGGGGGCCCAGAACGUAUAUGUCUGCAACAUAUGCGACGAGCCGGCUGAAGAUGCUGUGCGGUCGCGCUGCCAUCAUGAGUUUUGUCGAGCUUGCGUGAAGGAUUUCAUGGAUACAUGCGAGGCAUCUGGUACCGAUGCAGACUGCCCCCGCUGCCAUAUUGCACUCACAAUCGAUUUCGAGCAGCCUGAGCUUGAGCAAGAUGAGGAUUCUGUUAAGAAGACGUCAAUCAUCAACCGCAUCAAGAUGGAGAACUGGACUUCGUCAACCAAGAUCGAGAUGCUGGUUUACGAUCUCUACAAGCUGCGCAGCAAGAAGCAGACGCUAAAGUCUAUUGUGUUCAGCCAGUUUACUUCGAUGUUGCAGCUUAUCGAGUGGCGUCUGCGACGUGCUGGCUUCAAUACCGUCAUGUUGGAUGGUAGUAUGACGCCAGCCAUGCGACAGAAGAGUAUCGACCACUUCAUGACUAACCCGGAUGUCGAGGUAUUCUUGGUGUCGCUCAAGGCGGGAGGUGUCGCUCUCAACCUCACAGAAGCCUCCAGGGUGUUCAUCGUUGAUCCAUGGUGGAACCCUGCUGCUGAGUGGCAGUCUGCCGAUCGAUGUCAUCGUAUUGGCCAGAAGCGACCUUGCGUAAUCACUCGUCUCUGUAUUGAGGACAGUGUCGAGUCCCGCAUGGUUGCUCUACAGGAGAAGAAGGCUGCCAUGAUUGCUGGUACAGUCAACAACGACAAGGUCGCUAUGGAUCGCUUGAGUCCAGAGGACCUGCAGUUCUUGUUCCGCGGUACCUAG